AUGAACCCGCAAUGUUCUAAAUGUAAAGCAGCAAUGAGGAAAUAUAACUACUCCGUCAAAGAGAUAGAACGUAUGCGAAACGACUAUGCAGAUUUAAAGAAAGAAGCAGAGAAACCAGCAGAAGAUAAAAUGGACAUGUUGACAUUUCUGAACAAAAACUAUCCAACAGCUGACGAUUUCCUUCUAUCUGACGUCAAGAAGAAAUAUAAAGAAACCUUCGGCAUAGUUAAAACUUUUGACAUACUGACAGAAGAAAUAGAAGCUACGAAAUUGUUUAGAGUCAUGAACCAUCGCAACAUAUACCAUGUAAAACGCUUGUAA
Molecule: messenger RNA, 321 nt
Organism: Trichomonas vaginalis G3
Lineage: Eukaryota; Parabasalia; Trichomonadida; Trichomonadidae
Product: organellar and viral DNA polymerase type B
Exons: 1
Coding region: 1-321 (106 amino acids)
Source: RefSeq, a predicted model, not a curated record